CCGCCGAGGACCAUGGGCGGUGUGCUCCUCCCGGCGAGGGGUGCUGCGCACGGGCGGCGCCGGAGAAGGAUGGAACUGAAAUACGGAUAUACUUUGACUAAGGAGUUGGAAUAAGACUGAGUUCCGCUCUGUGAUACCGUGACCAUGAACUUGCUGUUUGGCUUCAUGCUUUAGGAACUUUUAGGAACUGUGUGAAGCUGUUGGGAAUCAUGGCAUUCUCUCCAUGGAAGCUGUCCUCUCAGAAACUUGGCUUUUUUCUGGUGACUUUUGGUUUCAUUUGGGGAAUGAUGCUUCUGCAUUUUACUAUUCAGCAGCAAACACAACAUGAAAGCAGUUCAGUCCUGCGUGAGCAAAUUUUGGAUCUCAGCAAAAGAUAUAUCAAAGCAUUAGCUGAAGAAAAUAAAAAUGUGGUUGAUGGGCCUUAUGUUGGGACAGUGACAGCAUAUGAUUUAAAGAAGACACUUGCUGUCUUGUUGGAUAAUAUCUUGCAGCGCAUUGGGAAGCUAGAGUCCAAGGUAGAAAACCUUGUGCUUAAUGGAACAGGAGCAAAUUCUACCAACAAUACUACCACUCCUGCUCCUAGUUUGGGAGCAGCUGAAAAGCUUAAUGUAGCAGAUCUCAUAAAUGGAGCCCAAGAACAGUGUGAAUUGCCUCCUAUGGAUGGUUUUCCUCACUGUGAAGGGAAAAUAAAGUGGAUGAAAGAUAUGUGGCGAUCGGAUCCCUGUUAUGCAAGUUAUGGUGUAGAUGGGUCCACAUGCUCCUUUUUUAUUUACCUCAGUGAGGUUGAAAAUUGGUGUCCUCGUUUACCUUGGAGAGCAAAAAAUCCUAAUGAAGAAACUGAUCAAAAAACAAUGGCUGAAAUUCGUAUCAACUUUGAUAAUCUCUACAAAAUGAUGUCAAGACAUGAAGAAUUCAGAUGGAUGAUGUUACGCAUCAGACGAAUGGCUGAUACCUGGAUUGAAGCGAUUAAAUCACUUGCAGAAAAACAGAGUUUGGAAAAGAGAAAACGAAAAAAGAUUCUUGUUCAUCUGGGGCUCUUGACAAAAGAAUCUGGAUUCAAGAUUGCAGAAAAUGCGUUUAGUGGUGGCCCACUUGGUGAAUUAGUCCAGUGGAGCGAUUUAAUUACAUCUCUCUACUUACUGGGCCAUGAUAUCAGGAUUUCAGCUUCACUGGCAGAGCUCAAGGAGAUUAUGAAGAAGGUUGUAGGUAACAGAUCUGGCUGCCCUACCCAGGGGGAUAAAGUUGUAGAACUCAUUUACAUUGAUAUAGUGGGACUUACACAGUUUAAGAAAACGCUUGGUCCAUCAUGGGUACAUUACCAGUGUAUGCUAAGAGUUUUGGAUUCCUUUGGAACUGAACCAGAGUUUAACCAUGCCCAUUAUGCCCAGUCAAAAGGCCACAAGACACCAUGGGGAAAGUGGAACCUUAAUCCACAGCAGUUUUAUACAAUGUUCCCUCACACUCCAGAUAACAGCUUCCUUGGAUUUGUGGUAGAGCAGCAUCUGAAUUCCAGUGACAUUAAACACAUUAAUGACAUCAAAAGGCAGAACCAAUCUCUCGUUUAUGGCAAAGUAGAUAAUUUCUGGAAGGAUAAGAAGGCUUACCUGGACAUCAUCCACACCUAUAUGGAAGUCCAUGGAACUGUUCAUGGGACAAGCACCAUUUAUAUUCCUGGCUAUGUAAAAAACCACGGCAUACUCAGUGGGCGGGAUUUGCAGUUUCUACUGAGAGAAACCAAACUGUUCGUUGGUCUCGGAUUUCCAUAUGAAGGACCAGCUCCUUUGGAGGCUAUUGCUAAUGGAUGUGCUUUUCUAAAUUUAAGAUUUAACCCACCAAAAAGUAGCAAAAACACAGAGUUUUUCAAAGGCAAACCUACACUCCGUGAGUUGACAUCUCAGCAUCCCUAUGCUGAAGUUUACAUUGGGAAGCCCCAUGUGUGGACUGUAGACAUCAACGAUCUUUCUGAAGUUGAGAAAGCUGUGAAAUCAAUUUUGAAUCAAAAGAUUGACCCUUAUUUGCCCUAUGAAUUUACAUGUGAGGGAAUGCUUCAGAGGAUGAAUGCAUUUAUUGAAAGACAGGAUUUUUGUCAUGGACAAGUGAUGUGGCCCCCAUUAAGUGCCCUUCAAGUAAAAAUUGCUGAACCUGGAAAAUCCUGUAAACAAGUUUGUCAGGAAAGCCAGCUCAUCUGUGAGCCUUCCUUCUUUCAGCAUCUCAACAAGGACAAAGCUCUACUUAGGCAUAAUAUUGAAUGUCUCACCAUGGAGUCUGCAAAUGAUAUUCUGGUCCCCUCUUUUGAUGGAAGAAGGAAGCACUGUGUUUUCCAGGGUGAUCUCUUAUUGUUCAGCUGUGCCGGAUCCCACCCCACCCACAGAAGAAUCUGCCCAUGCAGAGACUAUAUUAAGGGGCAGGUUGCGCUUUGUAAAGACUGCCUAUAGCAGCAGCAGAUCUUCUUUUGAGUUGAGGACAAAAUGUAAGUAGUUUUGCAAGGAGCUACUUAUUACUUCCUGCACUUUUGUCCAGGUUUUUCGCUGCAGGCAGAGCUAUCAUUGCUGGGCAGAAUCAUCUACUAAGAGAGGAGGGAUUCAUAACAAACAGCUAACUGAUCUUUUUUUUCCUAUAAGAACAUUUGCAGUGCAACUCUUCAGAUUCCUUCAUGUGGCUGCGAAGAGAAAAGAGUUUCAUGUCCUACAGUGAUUUGAAGAUGUCUGCACAGAACAGUUUGUAGAAACUUCCCAGACCCAUCAAACUUCUUUUUUGUUGUUGUUGUUUGGGUGAAGUGUUUUCUAUUUUUGUAAUGAGUUAGGCCAUCCCCCAUCAUGGUUAGCUAAAGGAUCUCAACUUCAUUCCAGUAGAAAAUUGAGAAAAGUGUGCUUGACAGCAGAGGUGCAGGGGCGGGAGGACAGAUGUUUUAUUCUAAGUGCACUGGUUUGGGUACUGCUUUAGUGUGAACAGCUAUGAAGUUGUUUACUUCACAAGAACUUGGACUCAUAACUCUGUACCCUGUUCUUGGGUUAGCUGGGCCCGGUUCUUUUUUUGUUGUUGUUUUCUUUUGUUUUAAUCUUUGUACACAACAAGGCAUUGUCUGCAUCAGAGCUGCUGCAUCAGAGCAGUCUAGCCCGAGAGUAUCAUGAAUGAGCAAACAAGCAGUUGCCAGCGUCUGACACAUCUCGGUGACUUGACAACUGACUACAGUUGUGGCAUUCCUCAGUGUGGAAAAGCUACACAAACAUACUGCCAUCUUGGGAAUGGACUUGUCACAGUUUACUGGUCCCAUUUAGAGAGUAAUCCUUGGAAUUUGCCCAUGCUUCUGUUAUAGUCUGUCUACUAGAAAUACUGUGUGAAGCAAAAAGUAUUCAGCACCAUUGGAGCAAUAUUAUCGUUAGAGGCUCAGUCUGCUAUGGCUUCCAGUAGUUAGUGUUGCUGAAUGACAUAGAGAGGUUAAACUAAGCUAACUAUAAUUAUUGUAUGGUAGAAAUUUAAAGUGUCUUCAUAACUAGCUAGGUUUUAAAGAGAAAUCUUUUCUGAAGAUCAAAUAAGAGGAGACAAACAACUGCUAAGAAAAGCAUUGAUCAGUCUCAUGGGUUCUUCGUUUUUCUGGUUUAGGGGGUGUUUCUGGUUUGUUGGGGGUUUUUCCUUUCUUUUUUUUUUGAGCAGGCACACCAGUUACAAAUUUAGAAUAAAGCACAAUCAUUUGUUUUAGAGCAGCAAGUUAACUCCUCUGAACCGUCAUGGUUCAUAGAGGUAAUUUUUGUUACUUUCAGCAGAAGGUGGCAUGCUUGAAGCACCAUUUGUAGUCAGCAAAUUAUAUGCUAAGAUUAGAGAGAAACAAACCUGCAGUGUAUUUUGAUAGCAGUCACAUUCUGCAGGUUUACAAUUUGGACAUGCUUUAACCAUGCAGGAAAAAAACUUUGUAUCAAUGUGAAGGGGUUUUCCAUAAAGGUCAACAAGCAUAACCAGAUAAUAAUGACAAGCGUGGAUACUUUGAAUUUUCCUUUCUUGGAUGUAUCUGGUUGGUUCAGAUUUUUCUUGUAACCAGCAUUCAUAACCUGUGUGUGAAUAUCAAUGUAUCUCUUGACCUACCAAAGACCAAGCAAGGGAAUUGCUCUUUCAUUGUGGAUAAAUUCUCCAGACAAGAGAACAGAACAGUAUAUAUAUUUAAAUUUUCAAUUUAAAAGCAUUGUAUUAGCUUUCCAAGCUUUUUCUUUCCUGUGUCAGCACUCAGUUUUCCUGUUACACCCCAUAACAUUGCUGUGGACUACACAGUAGCUUAAUCCUGAGACACUGUCGAGUAUCCAAAAAGGAUAUGUGGGAGCUGGUGAAGAGCAGGGUCACCCGUAACUGGGUUGUGAUGAUGAUAAAAUCUGCUGUAUUUUAGAGUCAUUUUCCAGAAACAGAACAGCUGGUUCUAUAAUGGGUGGCAAAUGUUUUGUAUGAAAAGAAAACAAACAAGUACAGAAAUCCUUACUUUUACCAUAGCUCAGAAUUUGCUUCUGUCAGCACAAAUGUCAUAUGCACUAGUUUUAAUACCCUGGUAAAGCUGGGGGAGGAGAAUUGGAAAUCAGUCUGAACAGGUGGAACAAUUCACUUUGUAUUUAUAUAAAGUACUCCCCACAUACCUGUGCAUAUUUGCUCAACUGGAACAUCCGGAGUAUCACAGUAUAUAUAUAUACUUGGUGCUGAAAGUAAAGGCAACAGAAGAACUUGCCUUUACCAGUUCAGCCUGAGGUUCUUCAGGCAGGAAUUUAGUUUGGAAUGAGAGAGCACCGAAGUACGUCGGGAACAAAGAGUUGUAGGUGCACGCUUAAAGAAUGCAAGACCCUUAGUUUUUGCUGUAGUGUGAUUCUUUGCUGUAAAUACCUAUAUGCUUGUUUCCCACACACACACUGUAUGGUCCACGUGGCCUACUGCAUUUUGUUUUGCCUCUAAACCUUUAAAGAUGGAAGGGUUUGUGUAUUUUUAAGAUUUUCUGGUCUAGUGCUUUGCUCAGUGCUACAUUUGCCUUUACCACAGCAGGGAGAGUCUGUUGUAAGCUGUUUUUUUUCAUGCUGUAGCACUGUUUCUAGUCUACUAAAGUGAAUUACUGUGUACUGGCAAAAAGGAAAUGGCAAGCAUCAAUGCCUCUUGGGUUUCAGCUAGGGACAGAGUAUCUAAACUGGUUUCAGAAUCAGUUUGGUCUCAUCCUGUUUCCACUGGAAUCUAUAGAGAAGACUCAUUAAUCUUAAAAAAGAAUCAAGACCUGUAAUUUGAUAUGGCUCUAAUAAUAAUUUUAAACUCUCUUUUCAGAAAAAGUGUUACUUUUCUGAAGACAGCUUCAGUCGAAAUUUCUGUAAUAGGAUAGGAUACUAUCCUAUGAGAACUGUAAGCACAUAAACUUUGUAAGCAGUACUGGCUAAGCCUGAUACAGCAGUCCCCCAUCACACACCGCAGUGUUUGUUCACACAUUGAUAAGCACUCGGGCAUAUCCAUGUCAGACUAUAUAAAAGUUUGAAUAAUUUACUAAACUGCAUAAUAUAUAUCUGCAUUUCGGGAUAGAGGGCAGCCUCCUGUCUGAGUUCGGUAACUAUUUUCCUUCCUAAUUAAAGAAUUAGGUAUAGUCCAAUUCUUGCACUUAAGAAUAUUAGAGAUGGGACUGUGCUGCUGUUUUUCAGUCAGACAGUAAAGCUUGCAGCUUCCUUUCCUCAGAAAUCAGGUUCUUGCAUGACUUUUAUUUGAAUAUAUUGGUCGGUGAUUGAGGGGAAGAAAAAGUCAAAAGUUGAAUAUAAAACCAUUUUCCAAGCUUUUAAACAUAUCUCUCAUAUCAAGACAUUCUUUGUUUUAAAAUUUUGUAUUUUUGUAUGUGACCUGAGUUGUUCUCAAAAAUCUUGUUCCUAUGAGAUUAGAAAACUUGAGAGAAGCAUUUACAUAUUUAUUAAAAUUAACAGAAAAGGCUUGCCUUUGAAAGGUAAAGUUGGUAAAUACACACUGUUUGAAAAUGCCAAUAAAAACCUCAUUUAUUUCAUAUAUGCAAGUUGAUUUGCACAUGUAUAAAUAGAGUUGCUUUUUGCAUUUUUUUGCUUAGUUUCUAUGUUUCUUUUUAUAAUGUAUAGUUGCAGCAGUGUGUUUGCUUGUUUGUAUCAGAUUAUGUUUCUUCUACAAAUAUUUAAUGUUUAUGUGCCUUUUACUUUCUUCGGAGUUUGGAUGAGUGUUUGGAAUACAGAUGCUGUCUGAACAAGUAUAAUGGAACACUAAUGACAGGUAAAAAUAGUGCUUGAUGACUUUACAACUUAAUGGUAUGAAUUCAGAAUGUUUAUAAGUAGCGGAGAAAUCUGUUCUAGAAGCAUAAGGUAAGGGUUAAUAAGAUAAAAGAUAGUACAACUUUAUUAAUCCUCGCUAAACAUUGCUUCAGCAAGGAGAAGUCCCUUUACUAUGUAAUUUGACAUGAGCUCCUGCUGGGAUGGGUUGUCUGUUUAAUGACCAGAGCAAGCUAAAGCUAUUACAUUCCCCGAGGAGACACUGCUAACAGAAAACAUCUAGAAACAGACAUAUCUGAUUUGAUCAGAAGGAAAAUUGAUGAUCUACAUUAAAGUGCUCGAGGUAUUGGGUUUUUGGAUAAAGACAUGGAAGUGCAUGGGGCAAUUCCUGGUGCUACCAGAAUACAGUCGUUUUGUGAUACAGCUCUUAGUGCAGAGGGAACUCUGGAUAUUCCGCUUGUUGCAGAUGGUUUUCUUUUUAAUGCUACUACUUUUCUGCAAGAAGACUGUUUUGUACAGUAAUUGCUGCUCAGGUUUCAGCUGGAGGCUGUAGAGACCCAGGACUCAGUGUCUUUCUCACUCAGCUUUGCUCCCAACUACCUGUGCCAGCUUUUGUAACUUGCUUGGUGACGAGCAUUCAGAAUUGCUGAGAGUUCCUGUUGGCAUCAGCCACAGAUCAUGUUGUUAGCUGAUGGCUUCUCUCCUCACUUAAUCACACUGUACUACUGUCCUUUAUAAUGCUAGUCAAAGUCCUUGGUUUAUCCUUGACAGCUUUCCUUCCCUCACAAAAGUGAGUGGCCCAUCUAAAUUACAAAGAUGAUUUAUGAGUGUGCAGUGCUUCUCAUGUAAACAAAAUCUAAAUUGCUUUCUCAGGUGUUUGUUCUGCUCAUGGUGCAUUUCAGGACCAGAUUUUGCUAGUAAGAUAAAUUAAAUGGCAUGGAUCAGGCUGGAUAGAAUCUCAUCCAGGUGUAAUUAACUUCAUGACUCCCACUGGUGGCUUCAGUGAUAGCAGAACUCCUCCGUUAAUUUUUCUUCAAAUUAAAAAAGCAUCUCUCCCUUUUUAAUACAAAGCAGUGUAUCUUACAAGACCAAAUACUUGCAGUUUCUGUUGUUUGCAUAUCAGCAGCCAGCUUUGUUUGCUGUUGCAGCAUGUGUCAUUUCUGACUAAGUUGAUGUUACUUACUGUUAAAGUAUCAGGUGAAAGCCUGCUUCAAUAGCUGUUCAGUGCACAGUUUGGAGUUGGGGGGUGGGUGUUUGUUGUUCGUGGUAGUUGUUUUAUUUGUUUGAAGAGCCUUUCCAAUUUCACAGGCUGUUUUCUGAGGGUGCUAACGUUUUGGCAUGGCUAUUUCUUUGGGAUGUUCAUGCUACAGCUGCUAUGCCUUCAACUUUUUGACUUGUGAUCUCUUUUCAUAUGUAGUUUUCCUGUGGUCCCAGUUUCUGAGAUUGCUGUAAAGUCGAGGGGAGUAACACCCUGACAGGCAUAUGCUUUUGUUCAGGCUGAAAAGGCCAGGGACAGACACGACUGCAUUGAGAUACGCUUUAAUAAUAUUGCUGUAAAUGUAACAUCGAAACAUGCCAGUUUAUGGGCAGUGACUUAAAUCCCAUCUUCAUAUUUUUAAGCAGAUCUAGAGGGUUUUUUAAAACGAGUUUGUAAUUUCCGAUUAUAUUCAAAUGGAAUGUGUAAAGACCAGACUCCAGUGUGAAAUAUUUACUGUGGGUGUGUGUUGAAAAUACUAGCAGCUGAACCCCAGAAUGCCUCAGGUGGGAGGCAUCAUUUAUGUUCUUUCUUCCAGGAAAAACAACAAAGUGCAACUGUUGCCAAUGUAUCUUGUAAGCGUAAUCCUUUGCAUAUUCAUAUAGUUCUGACCAUACAGUAGCAUGUUCUAGUUCAGCAGACCUCUCUCAACAUCACCGAGCCAUUUGUGUAUUAAAUGGGUCGAUAAAAUCAGGUCCUCAAAGUUUCAAUAAAAUGAGUAGUAACUCCACCUUCCACACACAGAAACUCCUUUAGGGAAAUUCAAGGAACACCCUUCUCUCUGGGGGGUCCAGCGCAGGUGCCAUUUACCUUUCAUGGACAGUUUAUGGGAGCAGAAUUUGUCACCUUGUGCAGGGACUCACACAGCUGAAGCACCACAGACUUGCUGUUCUCACAUUUUACAGCAUAACAUGUGGCUCCUCUUCUGUAUGGGAAAAUCCAUCUGUAUUGCACUGUGCUGUCAUGCCUGCAAAUACCAGCCCUUGGCCAGUGCUGCUCCAAUCAGGGUCAGCUUGGUCCUGCAGGAGCCAGCAAACUCUUUGGCUUUAAGGAGAGCAUGUAAAUAAGGCUAUGGCAUUUACGGAGCCAUCCAUGCACUUGGCAAAAGGCAUGCAACACAUCCUGGCUUGGAUUCCAGCAGCUGCAAAGUAGUUCAAGGUAUCAAAUAGGAACACAAUAAAUCAAGUUAAAUUGCUAUGUGAAGGCAGUUAAUUUUAAUAGGGUUAUACCCAGAACUAAUUUGUUACAUUCAUUAAUGAGUCUGUUGCAGUAGAGUGACAGCAAAGACCUUUUUUAAGAGGCUGUGGGUUUGUUUUUUGCAGAGGAUUACAGCAGAGGAGGAGGAAAUGGCAGGUUUUACCAAAGGAAAAAAUGUGUAAUUUUCAUCAGAAAAGUUACCCUGAAGAUUCUAAGAGAGCUACAAGAAAAAUAUAUGGGAAUAUUUGCAAAGCUAACUUGAGCCUGGAGAAGUUGAUCCCCCUGAGGUUGCUCAGCUGAGGGCUGCAGAGGGAAGGAGAAGGGCAGAGGAGAGUUUGGGGCAGCUCUUUCUGCUCUGGAUCAUUCCCUGGAGGAAACUGGUGAAGGGGUCAGAAUCUGAAUAAUGUCUGCAGCACUGUAAAUUAGGGGGAAAAAAACAAACCAACUACUGAAAUCUGUAAAAUAUAAAAGAUUGCUGCUUUUUGCACAUGAUGAUCUAGAGACGGAGUUUUUAUACGUACAUGAGAACUUCAGGAUCAGGCCGGUGCUAUAUGUGUUUGGUUUGAGUUCUCUCCUGAAAGGUCGAUUCUGUGUUUUAUUUAAAUGGUGGUGUUCCAGUAUAUUACGUUCAAGCAGUUUAAUUCAGAAAGAACAGAACACAGUGGUUCAGAUACCAUGGUGUUCCUGGGGUUCAAUAGGAUGGGAAGGUUUUAAUUUACUUUUUUUUCUAGAAGAGUAAAUGUCUGUACUUUAAUGGCAUAGAAAAAUGCUUUGUUUUCACUGUUGUAGAAAAAAAACUAGGGAGAACUUUAUUUUUCAAUAAACCUUUUUCUUGUGUGA
Molecule: messenger RNA, 9522 nt
Organism: Melopsittacus undulatus (budgerigar)
Lineage: Eukaryota; Metazoa; Chordata; Aves; Psittaciformes; Psittaculidae
Gene: MGAT5
Product: alpha-1,6-mannosylglycoprotein 6-beta-N-acetylglucosaminyltransferase
Exons: 17
Coding region: 210-2435 (741 amino acids)
Biological process (GO): protein N-linked glycosylation
Cellular component (GO): Golgi apparatus
Molecular function (GO): alpha-1,6-mannosylglycoprotein 6-beta-N-acetylglucosaminyltransferase activity
Source: RefSeq, a predicted model, not a curated record